Molecule: messenger RNA, 1537 nt
Organism: Aspergillus steynii IBT 23096
Lineage: Eukaryota; Fungi; Ascomycota; Eurotiomycetes; Eurotiales; Aspergillaceae
Gene: gldB
Product: putative glycerol dehydrogenase (GldB)
Exons: 2
Coding region: 187-1389 (400 amino acids)
Cellular component (GO): cytosol
Molecular function (GO): aldose reductase (NADPH) activity
Source: RefSeq, a predicted model, not a curated record
GCAGUCUGAAAGGUCGGACAAGAAGAGCUCCCCAAGCUGCUCGGGAUAGCUCUGGUGAUACGAUCGAGGGGCCCAGAACCACGAGAAAGCAAGGAAUGGGGUGCGGACACCGGUUGCCGCAACAAUGCCAGCUUCAUGGAAUUGUGGGAAGAAGAGAAAUGAUCCAAGACGACGGAAGCAGGCGGUAUGACAACAAACCCCUCCUCCCUGAUUGCCGCCAAAAUUCCCCUCCACCCCACCUUGUUGCUUCCCAGGACAGCUAAGCAAGUGAACCUUGUCCGAAUCUACCCCUCCUCCGAUUCUGCAGACUCUUUAUUAUUCUCCUCCUGUCCCGAUUCUCUUCUUCCUCUUCUCAAUUCCUCCAUUUCCCCUCACCUUUCCCCUCCCUAUACCAAUCAACAACCAUCCACCAUGUCGAACGGAGUCACUUUCGAGCUGAGCAACGGCGUCAAGAUCCCCGGCGUCGGGUUCGGCACCUUCGCCAGCGAGGGUGCUGAGGGCGAGACCUACCGUGCCGUCAUGACCGCUCUGCGCACCGGCUACCGUCACCUGGACUGCGCCUGGUUCUACCUGAACGAGGGCGAGGUCGGUGAUGCUCUCAAGGAUUUCCUGAAGGAGAACCCCUCCGUCAAGCGUGAGGACAUCUUCAUCUGCACCAAGGUCUGGAACCACCUCCACCGCUACGAGGACGUGAUCUGGUCCGUCGAGAACUCCCUCCAGAAGCUCAAGGUCGACUACAUCGACCUGUUCCUGGUCCACUGGCCCAUUGCCGCCGAGAAGGAGACCCAGGAGAAGCCCAAGAUUGGCGCUGAUGGCAAGUACGUCAUCCUCAAGGAUCUCACCGAGAACCCCGAGCCCACGUGGCGCGCCAUGGAGAAGAUCUACGAGGACAAGAAGGCCCGCGCCAUCGGUGUCUCCAACUGGACCAUCGAGGGUCUGGAGAAGCUGCUCAAGUUCGCCAAGGUCAAGCCUCACCUCAACCAGAUCGAGAUCCACCCCUUCCUGCCCAACGAGGAGCUGGUGCAGUACUGCUUCAAGAACGGCAUCAUGCCCGAGGCCUACUCUCCCCUGGGCUCUCAGAACCAGGUGCCCACCACCGGCGAGCGGGUCAGCGAGAACAAGACCCUGAACGACAUCGCCAACAAGGGCGGCAACAGCCUGGCCCAGGUCCUCAUCGCCUGGGGUCUGCGUCGCGGCUACGUCGUGCUGCCCAAGAGCUCCAACCCCGCUCGUAUCGAGUCCAACUUCAAGAGCAUCGACCUGUCGGACGCCGACUUCGAGGCUGUCAACAAGGUGGCCGAGGGCCGCCACUUCCGCUUCGUCAACAUGAAGGACACCUUUGGAUACGACGUGUGGCCCGAGGAGACCGCCAAGCAGCUGUCUGCUUAAAAAAGAACGAUUGGACAAUGAUUUUACGGGUUAUCGAAUCUCUUUUCUUUUUUUGAAAAAAAAUUUAUGCGGGUCAUAAUAAAGGACGGGGAAGAUAUUUGGAUACCAUGAUAUAAGAGAUACACAAAAUAGUAGAAGAAAGAAAGAG